Molecule: messenger RNA, 1332 nt
Organism: Oldenlandia corymbosa var. corymbosa
Lineage: Eukaryota; Viridiplantae; Streptophyta; Magnoliopsida; Gentianales; Rubiaceae
Source: the annotation of a GenBank genome assembly
AUGGGCCGAUCACUGGGAGUGACGGAUAUGGACUCACCAAAUAGUGACUGCGUUGAUUUUUCACGACAUUUUAUUCGUGUCUUCGGCGAUAUCGAAACCAAGGUGGAAGGUAAUCUAAUCAAUGGAGUCGAAGAGGAGUCACGAACAAUUAAAGAAGCCAUAGAUGAAGAAUCGAAAAUCGAUGAGGUGGUUACCAAAGAAACCGCCAUGAAGUGCCAAGAAUUGUCCUUUCUCGAUCAGGAUGCAUUUUUGACAGAUUCUUGGGAUGCCAAAUUACCGGAAUGUAGAAGCCAAGGAAUUUUUCAAGAAUCAACUUUUGGGGAUGAGCUCGACCAAGAUUUUCAGGAUAACUCUAAUGAAUGUGAAGCGUUUGACGCAAGUUCGGAUCCAAUUGGAAAAAUUCUUGAAGAUGACGACGAGCCCAAACACAGUUCCGAAGUUGAAGCAGAGGAUGAUGGUGUACAAAAAAUUGAUUCAGACCUUUUGCCUUCUCACUCGAAUGAAUUCGGCGUAGAAGGUAUAUCUCUGGAUUCUUUAGAUAAGUUGGGUUGUAACGAGUUGAUUAAUUUCAUUCAUGAAGUCAAUUCUUGUGAUGGUAAUUUGAUGAUCUUGAAUGAUUAUAGAAAUGCGGUCGCCCUUGAUAGAAAUGAUGAGAAAUCAUUUAAAUUGAAUGUUUCUAUAAGAGCAGAUUGUUCUGUUGGCUUUGAGGAGUUAGGAUUAGUUUCUGUUAAGGGCAAUAGUCGUGAUAAAGGUUGGUCAUACUGUGAUUUGAAGUCUGAUCCUGUUGAAGAUGUUGGCAACAGUUGGAAUUAUUCGAAUAUCAUCGGUUCCCAUAAAGUUUUCUGGUAUAAGAAUGAGCUCAAUUUGGAGAAAAGGGAUCUUGUGUUUAUGCUUCCAAAUGUUGAACGUGUUCAGAGUUUUGAAUUAUACAGGACGGAGUUUGCUAUGGAUAUUAGCGUCGAUCAAGGAAACAAACUUCUCAAAAGAUGGGUUGAUUGGGUUACCAGUUUUAGAGGAGGAACCAAUUCUAGGAAGAUGUUGAAAUUUCAGUUGCCAGUCAAAUUGCGGACAUAUCAACAACAGAGGAUAGAAUUUUUUGGAAACCAGAAAGCGUCUGCUAAGUUACUCAAGCAAAAUAUUGAUCCAACCCAAUCCGUUUGUGCUUCACUUCCAGUCUCUGAUGAUAAUUUGAUGACCAUAGCUCCUGAGGCCAUUUUGCAAAGACGUACUGAGGAACGAGGAAGUCAAAGUGUAAAGAAAUUCUUGAUUAGGUGGAUGAAUUUGAUCCCUGAAGAAGCUUCCCUAGAAGAUGAAGAUUUCAUCAGAAUUUGA